GCAUGUCGCAAAGGUGCGCUUGAUAUUGUGCGUCUCCUUGUGAGUCAUGGAGCAGAUAUCGAAGCUCCUGACCGCAGCCCAUUGUAUAUCGCGAUGUUCCAUGAUCGCUUCGACGUGUGUCGAUAUCUAAUUGAGCAGGGCGCGAACGUCAACGCACAGACAUCCCUGGGGAAGACAGCCUUACAUGUAGCAGUCAGGAAGGAGCAGACAGAUAUAAUCCGACUCCUGAUCGGACAUGGAGCCGACAUUAGCGCAAGCGACGAAUUCGGCUUCACUGCGCUACACGUGGCCAUCCGAUUUUGCGCAGUUGAAAGCGCAGCCAUUCUCUUGGAAUCCGCUGCAUCAAUGACUUGUACGGAUCUUUCCGGCAGGACACCUAUAGACUUU
Molecule: messenger RNA, 387 nt
Organism: Aspergillus novofumigatus IBT 16806
Lineage: Eukaryota; Fungi; Ascomycota; Eurotiomycetes; Eurotiales; Aspergillaceae
Product: ankyrin repeat domain-containing protein
Exons: 1
Molecular function (GO): protein binding
Source: RefSeq, a predicted model, not a curated record